AUAAACGUGCCGCGUCUAGCACCGUUCAGUCGACAGCUACAUGCACGAGUGGGUGUCGCGACAAACGAGUACCAAGUGAACGGUCCGAGAAGGUGCGUCGGGAAAGUGAACCAAUCUCUCUUGACAGAGCCAAUCUCUCUUGAUGCUGCUGCUGAGAAGCUUUCUCUCUUCGCGCUCGUACGCCGUCUAUCCUCUUGCUUAAAACAAAACAAAAAAACCAAGCACGCGUUAGUCAACUGCCAAAGAGACUCUUAGACGGCGAUGGCGCAGCUGAAAGUGGCCAUUAUCGGUCAGAGUCCGUUUGCGGCGGAGGUUUACAAACUGAUCAAGCAGAACGGUCACCAGGUCACUGGAGUCUUCACGAUCCCUGACAAAGGAAGCCGCGAGGAUCCUUUAGCGAUCACGGCGAAGGCGGACGACACGCCGGUGUUCAAGAUCAAGUCCUGGAGGAGCAAGGGUGCAACCCUGCCGGAGGUGUUGGAUCUGUACAGAAGCAUCGAGGUGGAUUUGAAUGUGUUGCCGUUUUGCAGUCAAUACAUCCCCAUGGAGGUGAUCAAUCACCCCCGUUACAAAACUAUAUGCUACCAUCCCUCUAUUCUACCCAGGCACCGUGGAGCCAGCGCUAUAAAUUGGACUCUGAUGGAGGGAGACAGCACAGCAGGCUUCUCGAUAUUCUGGGCGGACGAUGGUCUGGACACUGGGCCAAUUCUGCUGCAGAAAUCCUGCAACGUGGAGGUCAAUGACACCGUGGAUACUUUGUAUAACAACUUCCUGUAUCCCGAGGGGAUCAAGGCAAUGGGGGAAGCAGUGGAUCUUGUGGCGAAGGAGAUCGCGCCGAUGGUUCCUCAGACGGAGGAAGGUGCCACCUAUGAUCCAAUGUUGAACAAGAAGGAUCUUCAGAAAAUAGAUUGGUCUAAGUCAGCGAAGGACGUUCACAAUUUCGUCCGCGGCCUGGACAGUACUCCCGGCGCUUGGACAACGAUUAACGGAGAAGAGGUCCGUCUGUUUGGGUCCACUUUGUGGAUCAGUGAACAGCUGCCUAAAGAACAGUCCCAAGUAAACGUGGAGGACCGAUUGGGGCUGCUCCACGAAGGAGGGUUGCUGAUCAACACCGUCGAUGGGAAAUUCGUGAACGUGGAAAGGAUCAAAAUUGGAACCAGAACGAUUCCAGCCAGCAAGUUCGGUCAGCAAAGCGAGGAGACCGUGAUAGAGUUCACAGAGGAGGAGCUGAAGACUGCUGAGACGCUGAAACGAAUCUGGAAGGGUAUCCUGAACUUGGACGUUGAGAAUGAUACCGACUUCUUCGCCUGUGGUGCUGGGAGCAUGGACGUGGUUAGACUGGUGGAAGAAGUGAAGGACAACUUGGGAGUGACCUUGCAGAACAUUGAAGUCUUCAUGGCUCCAGUGUUCAGCCAGUUCGCAGCAACGGUGGUCCUAGCUGCGCGAGGCACGUCCGCGACCAAGGACGUGAAAUACGACGCCGUUGAGGUUCAAGCGAACAACAGAAGCCUGAAGUUCCCCAAGCAACUGUUCAUCGACGGCCAGUUCGUGAACGGACAGGGGAGGGCCAUCGACACCAUUAAUCCCCACGAUGAAAGCGUUAUCUGUUCAGUUGAGUGUGGCUCGGUGGAGGACGUGGACAAAGCGGUGAAAGCUGCCAAGCGGGCGUUCGAGGAGGGCGAAUGGAGCAAGAUUAGCGCUAGAGAGCGAGGAGCUCUCCUCUUCAAACUAGCAGACCUGAUGGAAGAGCACAAGGAAGAGCUGGCUACCAUAGAGUCCCUGGACUCUGGUGCAGUCUACACUCUAGCUCUGAAGACCCACAUAGGGAUGUCCAUUGAAACAUGGAGGUACUUUGCUGGCUGGUGCGACAAGAUCCAAGGCUCCACCAUACCCAUAACUCAUGCUAGGCCGAAUCGCAAUCUGACGUUCACCCGUAAGGAACCAAUUGGUGUUUGUGGCCUGGUCACACCCUGGAACUAUCCUCUGAUGAUGCUCUCUUGGAAAAUGGCGGCCUGCUUGGCAGCGGGAAACACUGUAGUGAUGAAACCAGCCCAGGCUUCGCCCUUGACAGCUCUGAAAUUUGCUGAGCUCACGGUGAAGGCUGGCUUCCCUCCUGGCGUGGUGAACGUGGUACCAGGGAACGGCACGGUGACAGGAAACGCGAUCUGCGAGCAUCCUCUGGUCAGGAAACUCGGCUUCACCGGCUCCACGCAGAUUGGACAGUCCAUAAUGAGGUCCUGCGCGGACAGCAACCUGAAGAAAGUCUCGCUGGAGCUUGGAGGGAAGAGUCCUCUCGUCAUCUUUGAAGAUGCUGACAUCCAGCAAGCCGUCAGGGUGGGCAUGGGCAGCGUGUUCUUCAACAAAGGAGAGAACUGCAUCGCUGCUGGUCGUCUAUUCGUCGAGGAGACCAUACACGACGAGUUCUUGAAGAGAGUAGUCGCAGAGACUAAGAAGAUUUCUGUUGGCGACCCAUUGGACAGGAGUACGAGUCAUGGUCCACAGAAUCACAAGGCUCAUCUGAACAAGCUCCUCGAUUUUGUCCGGCGUGGUGUCAAGGAAGGAGCUACCUUGGUUUACGGUGGCAAGAGAGUGGACCGUCCAGGCUGGUACUUCGAGCCAACUAUAUUCACAGACGUCAAGGACGACAUGUACAUCGCUAAAGAAGAAUCCUUCGGACCAGUCAUGGUGAUCUCAAAAUUCAGCUCGAAGAACAUGGACGAGAUGAUCAGGAGAGCGAACGACACGGAGUACGGGCUAGCUUCCGGUGUCCUCACUAAGGACAUCAGCAGAGCUCUCCGAUUCGCUGAGAAAAUCGAAGCUGGAACGGUGUUCAUCAACACGUAUAACAAGACGGACGUCGCCGCGCCGUUCGGCGGCUUCAAGAUGUCCGGCUUCGGCAAAGACCUGGGACAGGAAGCUCUGAAUGAGUACUUGAAGACUAAGACCGUUACUAUAGAAUAUUAACCCUUUACGCGUUCAACGAGAUUAUUAUCUGUCGGCGACAUCUUUACUCGAGGUAUUUCAAGACCGUUCAAGUAACAUGCGUGUUAACUAUAAAUACUUUUUAUAAUUAGAACGUAAAGUAAGAUUACAAUUAACCCUCCGCUGGCAAUAUGGACCAAGGUCGAAAAUCUAAUUGCUCUGUGACUUCAUCAGGAUUGUUCUGUUGCAAAAUGACAUGAAAAGGCUAAAUCGUUUAUAUUAACGCGUUGACUGCAACGGUCACCGAUGACCGGAGCUUCUAAAUUGUUGAAGAACAAUUAUAAUAACACUUGAUUUUAAAUAAAAAUAUUUAAUAACAUAAGUAGCUAGAUCAUAACGUAAUACGAUUACUGUAAUAAUCAUUGAUUUUCAAUAUUAUUAGUUAUCAAAGAAUAAGUAUUACUAUUCGGAACGCUAGAAAUUCUCGUGGCAGUCAACGUGUUAAAUUAGAGACUAUCAGUACGUCAGAAUGUUUCCAGAUUUUCCAAAAACUAUAAACAAUCAAGCCUACGUAUAACAUAUUGCUGGCGGAGGGUUAAAUGAAACUCGCAAUACCAUUUGAAUGAUAACGGUGAAUUUGAAGUACCGUCUGACAGCAAAGGGUUAAGGUAACUUUAAACGUAUUGCUCAGCUGUGAAUUCUUAAGACUGUCGAGGUCCGUCACGAAUCGAUAUUCUGUACGAAAAUUUGUUAGCUUUGUGUAAGAUCUGAUUAAGUGGUUAAUCUGUGUACUAUUUAUACAAAUAAAUUGGACAUUUUUAUAUA
Messenger RNA from Nomia melanderi (Alkali bee), 3747 nucleotides. Its product is annotated as mitochondrial 10-formyltetrahydrofolate dehydrogenase. Gene Ontology annotation, biological process: one-carbon metabolic process; 10-formyltetrahydrofolate catabolic process; biosynthetic process. The record is from RefSeq and is a predicted model, not a curated record. Gene Ontology annotation, molecular function: formyltetrahydrofolate dehydrogenase activity; oxidoreductase activity, acting on the aldehyde or oxo group of donors, NAD or NADP as acceptor. Gene Ontology annotation, cellular component: cytoplasm. Lineage: Eukaryota; Metazoa; Arthropoda; Insecta; Hymenoptera; Halictidae.